Messenger RNA from Cuculus canorus (common cuckoo), 1997 nucleotides. RefSeq lists its product as uncharacterized. The transcript has 5 exons. The record is from RefSeq and is a predicted model, not a curated record. The coding region runs from base 1227 to 1997 and encodes 256 amino acids. Lineage: Eukaryota; Metazoa; Chordata; Aves; Cuculiformes; Cuculidae.
ACCUUCUAACAAAACUCACUGCGUUUCUGAGCCACUUCCUCCCCUCCCUACAUCCUCACACUGGCACUUCUUUGUUUCCUUUUGAGAAAAUGAAACAGUAAGAAAUGCACCGGGCAGAAAUAUGGUUAUGUAAUAGGAGACUGGUGCUACUAAAUCUGAUUUCAUUGACAAGGUCUUUGCAGCUGAAGGCAGCUGUUGGCUGUGCUGAUAACUGCUGUCCGUGUCUGGAGACUUCGGUCCCGUUCGGGGCUGUGAGGUCUGGGUUUGUCCUUUUUGUGUCCCCCGCCUCCCUGCUGGCGUCACUGUCGAUGGCUCAGAUGAGCUCCGUGCUGUGUGUGCAGCUGGUUUCCCUCCCCGCUGCGUUCCAGUGGCACUUGGUCAGCAGCCGUGGGAGAGGACUCCUUCUCGCAGAGCUGCCAGCCAGGCCAGAUGGCCGCUCCAGAGCAGGCUGUGGCCGCUGUCCUGUCUCUGCAGAGCGGCCCGGCCGGGGGUGGCUGUGUCACGUGCAGAAUGGAAAGCUGAUACCUUUGCGGGCAAUAACCAAAGCCAGUGUGCAGCGUGGAUGCCGUGUCCCCAUUUGGUAGGUCAGGUGAGGCACAGCUCUUGCAAAUUCCUAAGCCAGCACCAGGCUUGCCUCCUGUGGAGCGACCUGCAAGUUGUCCCAUGCUCAGCCUGGUUGACCCAAACCAGAGAUGCCCUAACACACCCAACAGUGUGGUCGGGUAGGCAGCCCAGCAUUGCAAGCCUGCCUCAUUCCCUGGGGCUCAGGGAGGGAGCUGAGCAUGGCCUCCGGCUGGAGAGAGAGCCCUGGGGAUGGGGGAAGUGAGGCUGCGUCUUCCCCCACCACAGCUCUGCUGGAAGGCUUCGACAUCUGAGAGAGCACAGCUUCAUAGAGGAGCACAUUGACCGGCAGGUGAGUGACACAGGCUCAGCUGCGCCGUCCUGCUGCGGCGCUCACUGCAGGACUGUGGGACUCUCUGCGGGGUUGCAAGGCUCACUGUGGGGGCUCACUGUGGGGGCUCACUGCAGGGCUACAGGGGCUCACUGCGAGGUUGCAGGGCUCACUCUGGGGCUCAUUGCAGGGCUGCGGGGCUCACUGCGGGGCUGCAUCUCUCACUGCGGGGCUGCAUCUCUCACUGUGGGCUGCAUGGCUCACUGCAGGGGCUCGCUGCAGGGGCUCACUGCCUGCUCCCAUACAGGUGUCCCCCAUCGAGAGCUUGCGCCUGAUGUGCCUCCUCUCCAUCAUGGAGAACGGUCUCAUCCCCAAAGAUUACCGGUCCCUGAAAACCCAAUACCUGCAGAGCUACGGGCCUGAGCACUUGUUGACCUUCCACAACCUCAAGCGCAUCGGGCUGCUGACCGAGCAGUCGGCCGCAGAGACGCUGACCGCUGUGGAGAGCAGAGUCAGCAAGCUGGUGACAGACCGUGCUGCCGCUGAGAGCCAGCCCUCUGCCCCUGGGGAGCUGGGAGCACAGCCCUGCCCUGCUGGGAGCUGCUGCUCCAGGGCCGGAUGGAAGCACGCAGCAAAAGUGGACACUGCGGGCACAGAGCUACGAGCAGGGCAGAGCUUUGGCCCAUGGGAGCAGCAGGGCUGGCAGGAAAGAUCACAGAUGCAUUUAAUUCUUUGGCCAGAAAGAGCAAUUUUCCAGCUAGAAGCAAGAAGCUGGGGUUGGUAUGUCCUUGUGGAGCUGCUGCCUUGCCCACGUGCCCGCUGGUGCCGGAGCAGCUCUGGUCACUCUGUGCAGGCUGGGCACCCUCAGAGACACCCACGGCACAGGGCCAGAGCUGCUGUGGCAGUGGGGUGGCAGAGGGAGACGAGGGAGCAGAGGGGUUCAAGAAUGGCAGAGACGUUCCAGAAUGGUAAAGGGCUUUGGGAAUGGCAAAGGGGUUCAGGGGUGCCAGAGGGGUUUGGGAAUGGGUUCAAGUUCAUCUUCCCGACCACGGCCAUCGCCAACAGCGCCCGGAUGAUGGAGGCCAUGAUCGAGGCCAAGGCCUGA